UGUAGUUGUCGUUCAGGUUUUGAUUUAGCACCCGAUGGCCGUUCGUGUGUCGGUAUGUUGAUUAUUGAAUUGUUAAUCAACUCAAUCUCAUACAUCUGCUUUUCUCCCUUCAUUCCCUUCAUUUCCACAUUUCUAUUUUCUCUAAAAAAAUUUUUAUACCCCAAAUAUUCAUCCUUUCCUUAGCUCUAUAUUCAUUUUAUUCGUAUUCGUUCUUAUGAUAACACAGAUAUUGACGAAUGUCACCAACUACAGCAGAACAGCCCAAAUAAUUUCCAAUUCAAUUCACCUCCCUUAAACUAUCAAAAAAUGCCUUUAUGCGAUUUCAAACGCGAAAUAUGUGUUAACAUAGUUGGCGGAUAUGGGUGCCGGCCUGCUAAAAGUAUUGCUACUUCAAAAUCUAGGGAGCCAAAAUUGAGCCCAAAAACUCCAAAAAGAGGUCCACAAAGGGCCAAAAAUAAUGGCAGAUUUGUCUACAAAACUGUUGGCAAUAGAGGAAAAAUGCCUGCAUUCUGGUCAGGUCGAAAUGGAGGAGGAAGGGAGGAACAUGCAUCGACUACUUUUAUUGAUGUGGAUGAAUGCACACUUGGAGCACACGAUUGUGGACCUAUGUAUCAAUGUAAAAAUACUCAGGGAAGCUUUCGUUGUGUGCCUAAGCGUUGUGAAGAUAAUCAAGUUUUGGACCCUGGAACUGGGGAAUGCAAAUCAGUAAAUUGUCCACCUGGAUAUAGGCCUAGAGAUGGACGUUGUGAGGAUGUUGAUGAAUGUAGGGAAAAGACUAAUGCUUGUCCUUUUUAUGAGGAAUGUGUAAAUACACCAGGCUCGUUUCGCUGUCAAGAGCAGGGGAAUGUGUGUUCUAAUGGAUAUUAUAUGGACAGAGAGAGUGGAUUUUGUCUUGAUAUUGAUGAAUGCCAACGUGGAACACAUACUUGCACAUCCAUUGCUGAUUGCAUCAAUCUUCCAGGAAUGUAUCGUUGCAAGUGUGCUACAGGCUUUGAAUUUAAUGAAUAUACAAUGCGUUGCGAAGACAUUGACGAAUGUAUUAAAUUUUCUGGACAUGCCUGCUCUUUACAAGCCGAUUGUGUUAAUUCUAUUGGCUCUUAUCAAUGUAUAUGCAAGCCUGGAUUUAGUUUAGCUGCAGAUAAUAGAAGUUGUGAUGAUAUAAACGAAUGUGAGUUGGGUAUAGCCAAAUGUCAACAAAAAUGUAUUAACUCACCAGGCUCUUAUCAAUGCAUUUGCGAUCGAGGGUAUCAAUUGGGAAUAGACGAAGCCACAUGUGAAGAUAUUGAUGAAUGCAAAAUUUGGGCCAAGUCGGGAAAUGAAUUAUGUAUGGGAAAAUGUAUAAAUACUCCAGGGUCGUUUCUUUGUACAUGCCCAGAAGGUUAUCAAGUCAUGUCUGAUGGAAUUACCUGUAAAGAUAUUGAUGAAUGUUCAGAAAAUUCAAAUCUGUGUAAUAUCGACCAAAUCUGUAUUAAUUUAUUGGGCAGCUUUAAGUGUGAACGGAUUGAAUGUCCACGUAAUUAUAUUCCUGACAGGACUUUUAAAAAGUAA
This is a messenger RNA of Meloidogyne enterolobii, 1548 nucleotides long. The record is from the annotation of a GenBank genome assembly. Lineage: Eukaryota; Metazoa; Nematoda; Chromadorea; Rhabditida; Meloidogynidae.